AUGAGGCUACGAUCCCACCUGUACAGAGCAUUAUGGCAUUUCAUCCUGAUACACCACAUCCCCACCUCCGGUUCCAACCUGCCUAAUAUGGGCCCAAAGGGAAUUCUGGUGCCCGGAGACCUACUGAUAGGGGCCGUGAUUCCUAUUCACAUUGAUAGUUUUUUCCCAUUGGUCUCUUUCCUAAAGAAGCCACUGCCCGAUAUUUGCAAAAUGUUUCGCCGAGAAUUGUAUCAGCAUUUCCAAGCCUUAAGGUAUGUGGUUGAGGAGAUCAACAGAAGUCCCGACCUUCUCCCAAACGUUACCCUGGGUUUCUACGCUUAUGAUACCUGUUCUGUCAUUAAAAGUGAGCUGCAGGGAACACUCUGGAUGCUCACUGGCCUGACCCAAGAAAUACCUAAUUACCGCUGCAGGGAUAGUCCUCUGGCUGCCAUCAUUGGCCACUCAAAAUCAACUUUCUCCAUUCUAAUGGCUCAUAUUCUUGGACUGUACAAAUUCCCCCAGAUCAGCUACUAUUCCACAAGCUCUCUACUGAGUGAUAGGACACAGUUCUCAGCCUUCUUUAGAACCGUUCCAAGUGAUGUAUUUCAGUCCAAGGGACUGGGCCAGUUGGUGUUACAUUUCAAAUGGACCUGGGUUGGGCUUAUAGCCUCCGAUGAUGACUAUGGUUACGAGGCAUUACAGGUAAUCAAAGAGGAGAUCAUUAAAUCAGGAGCUUGUAUUGCCUACACUAUAUAUAUCUCAACAAAUCAGAAGAACCAAGAUAUGCCAAAUAUUGUAAAAUUAAUAAACAAAUCAACGGCCAAUGUGAUAAUAGCUUUUUCUGUUGAUGUCUUUUUGAUUCCUCUUCUGGAUGAGAUGCUGGAGCAAAAGGUAACUGGGAAAACAUUUGUUGCCAGUGAUGCCUGGUCCAUUUCAACUCCCUUGACAACAGUAAAGUACUCCACCAUUCUCUUGGGAGCUAUUGGCUUCGCUUUUCACAGCUCAAAAAUCCAAGGAUUUCAGGAGUAUCUCAACUCCCUUAAUCCCAUCAACCCACCGGGCACAGAUUGGUCCAAGAUGCUCUGGGAAGAAACAUUUAACUGCACAUUCUCUGAUCAUACAAACCUUAGUGAUAUUCUGAAUAAUGAAGAAAGUAUGUGCACAGGGAAGGAGAACCUAGAACAUAUUCACAACAGCUACAAUGAUGUCUCCAGUUUAAGAGCUUCCUACAACAUCUAUACUGCCGUGUAUUUAAUAGCAACAGCUUUGGAUGACCUCAGUCAUUGUCAAGGUUUGACCGGACCAUUCUCUGGUGGAAAAUGUUCCGAUAUAAGAAACAUUAAACCUUGGGAGGUCUUGUAUUAUAUUCAGAAAGUCCGAGUGAAGAUGAGCAACCAAAGGGAAGUUUACUUUGAUAAGGAUGGAAACCCACCGGCUGUAUAUGACAUAGUCAACUGGCAGCCUGGGUCAGAUGGCACCUUGAAGCAGGUGAAAUUGGGAAGCUACGACACUCUGAAUUCUACUGGGAAUGUAUUUAGUCUUAAUACAAGCUUGAUAUGGUGGGGAACAGUAAAUCAGGAGACUCCAAUCUCAGUCUGCAGUCAGAGUUGCCCAGUAGGGUUUAAGAAGGUAAUGAAGAAAGAAGAGCCAGUGUGCUGCUUUCAGUGUGUUCCCUGUUCCCAAGGAGAGAUCUCCAAUCAGACCGAUUCCAUUGACUGCUGGAAGUGCCCCUGGGACAUGUGGCCGAGUGGUGCAAGAGACAGAUGUAUUUCAAAACCCGUUGAGUUCCUUUCUUAUGUAGAGCCACUUGGGAUCACUCUGGCAGCCACCAGUGUAUUCUCCUCUCUAGUGCCAAUUUCCAUCUUUUAUCUCUUCAUUCAUUAUAAAUCCACCCCAAUUGUGAGAGCCAAUAACUAUUCAGUGAGUUGUAUUCUCUUAGUAUCUCUGUCUUUCUGCUUCCUCUGUGCUUUGGCUUUCAUUGGUUACCCCCAACCUGAGAAGUGCCUUCUGCGCCAGGCGGCAUUUGGCCUUGUCUUUACCCUCUGUGUAUCCUGCAUUUUGGCCAAAACUGUUAUUGUUGUUUUUGCCUUCAUGGCCACUAAACCCGGGAGCAGCCUCAAAAAAUGGACAACUCCCCGUGUGCCCUACAUGAUCAUUACCAUCUGCACCUUCAUACAACUCACUUUGUGCAUUUUCUGGCUCUCUAUCUCCCCUCCUUUCCCACAAUACAAUAUUGAAGCCAAACCCGGAAUCAUUGUUGUAGAGUGCAACGAAAAUUCUCCACUUGCCUUCUGGUGCAUGCUGGGAUAUCUUGGAUUUUUAGCCUCUGUCAGUUUCACUGUUGCUUUCCUGGCCAGGAGGCUCCCAGACAACUUCAAUGAGGCCAAACUAAUAACAUUCAGCAUGUUGGCCUUCCUCAGUGUGUGGGUGUACUUUAUCCCAGCCUCUCUCAGUGCCCAGGGCAAGUAUACUGUUGCCAUGGAGAUCUUUGCCAUUCUGACUUCCAGCUGGGCACUUGUGUUCUGCAUGUUCCUCCCCAAAUGUUUCAUCAUAUUGUUCAGACCCAACAUGAACUCUAGGGACAACCUUAUGGGAAAAGACAGAAGCAGUAGAUGA
This is a messenger RNA of Xenopus tropicalis (tropical clawed frog), 2595 nucleotides long. RefSeq names its product extracellular calcium-sensing receptor. Gene Ontology annotation, cellular component: cell periphery; membrane; plasma membrane. The transcript has 7 exons. Gene Ontology annotation, molecular function: G protein-coupled receptor activity. Gene Ontology annotation, biological process: G protein-coupled receptor signaling pathway. Bases 1 to 2595 code for a protein of 864 amino acids. The record is from RefSeq and is a predicted model, not a curated record. Lineage: Eukaryota; Metazoa; Chordata; Amphibia; Anura; Pipidae.